AACUGGCGUUAAAACUUUCGGACGGGAAGCUGAUCGUUGUUUUUAGCCUCUGCGUAAAACAAUAGAUCGGGGACGGAUUUAAUUAUGAUAUAAAUGCUUUUUACAUGUCGCGUACUGUUUAAAACCGUAUACAGCAGCCCACCGUAUUUCAAAACAAGCUUAUGUGUUAAUACUUAACAUAUGAAUGUAUUUUAAGUGGCUUAAAGCCAGCCAGCUGACCAGAGUCACGCCAACUUCCUGCCACCCUAUACAAAAUUUUCGAAACGCGUCCCUGCUCGAGACCAAGGCAUUGUCUGAGGAACCUGUCUGAUUGGUGGAGGCAUACGUGGAGCCUGUUGUGUCGGCGUGAUACAGAAGGCCAAAGAGACCGGGGAGUUUCAGCGACAGAGAAGGAGCGGGAGAGGAGAAUGAGCCGGCAGACAUUCGGUGCGACCCAUUAAAUGGAGCCAGGGAGCUAAUGUCGCAGCGGGGGGGCUGGAAUCCGUGUGCCACGGUGACCCUGGCGGUGCUGUACAUGGGCUUGUGUCCCUCGGGGCAGGCCAUCAGUGUUAACAGCCCCCAGUCGAGCCUGCAGGCGUCCGUGGGGGAUGACGUCUUGCUGUCCGUCCGCUUCACCUGUGUCGGGACCCCCACCGUCCGAUGGAUGUUCUUCUCGGCCAGGGGGGGGCAGCAAGUCGCCACCUGGAGACCAGGCUUUUUCCGCAACGUGUCAGAGGCUUAUGUGGGCAGGCUGCACCUGCAUGAGAACGGCUCAGUCACGGUGCUCACGGUCGGCGUGGGCGACUCGGGCUUCUACUGUCUCACUGUAACCGAUGAGUCGGACAGCAGCCGGGACGCGGCCAUCCUACUGACAGUCAAAGAGGUGCUCUUUGAGGACGUGCAGUACCUGGCGGUCUUCAUCACCAUCCUGGGGUCGGCGGCUGGCUUCCUUGCGGUUAUGAUGUGGUUUCUGAACAAGGUCUCCGUGCGGAUUAAAGAGUGGUGCCACCGGAGGCACCUGCCAGAACAUGAGGAGACAGAGCUACAGGCUCUCUGAGACAAGGAAGGGUGACAAGGUCACACAUUGUAGGGACAAUAAUAUGAGGAGAGCACCGGUACGAGGCCGAAAGGUUUCAGCCUGAUGCAGGAACUCUUCUGUUGGAUUCAACGAAAGACUUCUAGGGUACAAAAGAACGUGAACUUCCCAUGGAGUCUUACUUAUGAAUAAUUUAUGCACAUAAGCAAUUACCUGGAUGCUAACAGAUCGUCAUGGAUACAUCCAACUUUUGCAGGAUGUUUUCUGUGUUUUAUGUAUUUAAUAUAUUUUUUAAAUAUUUCCAUUAAGCAUGUUAUCUGUUCAGUUUACUUUAAGGAGAAUGAAAUAAAAUUAUUAUUUUGGA
Brienomyrus brachyistius is the source of this 1379-nucleotide messenger RNA. Its product is annotated as V-set and transmembrane domain-containing protein 5. The record is from RefSeq and is a predicted model, not a curated record. The transcript is spliced from 5 exons. Gene Ontology annotation, biological process: filopodium assembly; positive regulation of excitatory synapse assembly. Gene Ontology annotation, cellular component: plasma membrane; dendrite; axon. Lineage: Eukaryota; Metazoa; Chordata; Actinopteri; Osteoglossiformes; Mormyridae. Bases 458 to 1036 code for a protein of 192 amino acids.